This is a messenger RNA of Malaclemys terrapin pileata, 1412 nucleotides long. It is a transcript of the gene TPGS1, whose product is annotated as tubulin polyglutamylase complex subunit 1. NCBI's taxonomy places the organism in Eukaryota, Metazoa, Chordata, Testudines, Emydidae. Bases 77 to 1018 code for a protein of 313 amino acids. Gene Ontology annotation, biological process: protein polyglutamylation. The transcript is spliced from 2 exons. Gene Ontology annotation, molecular function: microtubule binding. The record is from RefSeq and is a predicted model, not a curated record.
UCCCUCGCCGGUUGAUUGGGUGCAAGAUGGCGACCAACGGUCUUCUUCACCCACUGAUUGGCUGACAGCAAGUAAUAUGGCGGGCAGACUGUUCCUUACCCAGCGAUGGGUAGCCCGCAGUCAAGAUGGCGGCAGAGUGGCCUCACUGCCCACAAUCAAGAUGGCGGCCUGCGAGAAGCGGCGCUCAGCCCCGGCCCCGGCGACGGGGAGCGGGCUCGUGGAGCCGGUUCGGGCAGGAGUUGGAGGCCGGGAGCCGGAGAGCGAGGCCGAGUUCCUGCUCCAAGCCGGGGUGACGUCCAUGGUGCGGGAGGCGCUGCUGAAGGUGCUGGAGGCCCGGCCCGAGGAGCCCGUCUCCUUCCUGGCCAGUUACUUCGAAAAGCUGGUGCUGAGCGGCCCCCAGGGCGGUGCUGCCGCGGACCGGCACAGGCAGCAGCAGCGCCUCGUCCGGGCCCUGUGGUACGUGCGCCUGGCCCACCAUUCACACAGGACUGCCUUUCACAACAACGUCAGCAUGGCUUACGAGUGCCUGAGUGCCAGAGGCAGGAGGAAGAAGCCAGGUGUCAAUGGGAGAAUCUACAGUGAGUUGCUCAGGAAGAUCUGCCAAGAUGGGGAAGCCCCCGAAGAGGUUGUUUCUUCUUUGCUGACGAAGAUCCAGUGCCGGGACCAUGAGGCGGUGCCUUUUGAUGUCUUCCGCUAUGGGGUGCUCAGCUGCGUUGUGCUGCUCGAGUUUGUGGCCAAGGCAGAUACUUUGUACGACGUACUUGAUGAUGGUUCUGGCAUGGCGGAUAAAAGGGUUUGCCAGGCGGUCCUGGGAACUCUGGAAGAUGCUCUGGGAGCCAGCGACUUCUCUGUGCCCAUCCGUUACUUGGAGGCCGGCUCCAAGCUGGGACCAGACUGUUUGGCUUUGGCCAUGGACAAAGCAUUGCUAGAGAGGAAGAUUUGUUCCUCCAUGAACAGGGAAGAGUUUCUAAAGAAAGCCACAGCCCUAUUCAUUGCAAAAGUAAAGCCCAUUGACUGACACUCUCCAAUGGGGACAACACUCCCUGUGUUCUGCUAGCGCUUCAAAUGGAGCAGAUUAUUCUGGGGAAACAUCAAAUCCUGGGACUUCAGGUGGCCAUAGUAGGCCAUAGGGGGAGCAAGGUGGGCCUGCCAGUUCCUGUCCUUGCCUGAAGACCUCUGGAUCUACUUGACUAGAGAAUGCUUGUCUUAAAUUUCCUAUUCACCUCCUAAUCCCAUCCUGAACACCUUAAAUGCCAGCCACCUGUAGCAUUUGAUCUGCUGGCUUGUAUAUCCACAACUGAGAAUCUCCCUUUUUAAAAUGGCUGUUUAUUUUCACAAAAAGAACAGGAGUACUUGUGGCACCUUAGAGACUAACAAAUUUAUUAGAGCAUAAGCUUUCGUGGGCUACUGCA